Bursaphelenchus okinawaensis is the source of this 294-nucleotide messenger RNA. The record is from the annotation of a GenBank genome assembly. NCBI's taxonomy places the organism in Eukaryota, Metazoa, Nematoda, Chromadorea, Rhabditida, Aphelenchoididae.
AUGUCAAGAUGUGAAGAAGGAAAAGCGAAAAGCAUGACGGGCGACGCCUCAAAAGAAGAAGGCGUUAAUCGUAUUGUCCCGCGGCUUUCUUCUCCAGAAGGCCGAGGGGAAGAUCUUGUUCAUGUGGAGACCCGACCUCUAUUCCCGACAAAGAAGAACAGCUUCACGAUAGGCUUCAUAAGAUCUCCGGGAAAUGGACUUGUUCCCCAGGGGCCGCGGCUACAAGACGGAUGGGACCAGGUCCAGAGUUGUCAGCACCUCCGAAGACAUUAUUGUGGGAUAUAUUGUUCUUGA